CAUAUGAACUGCUUGUGAGGGAUUGCGAGUUCAAAUUUCUUCAGUGAGAAACAUUUUUCGAUCACGAGAUUAUCGUCAUGGCUUUAUAUUACUGCAAAAAACUUCAGCCCAACUUGGAUUGUAAACUGUUACUUUCUCAACUGCUUCUUUUUGAUCGGUUGUUCCAAAGUUUUAUUUCCAGUAGGGGGCCAGUUUACUGCAAGUUUAUAUUUCAGCCAUGGCUUCGAAAAGGGGGUGUUGCAGUUGUUGUAGCAGGAGAGCUUUGAUCAUUGGCUUUGCUGUCUCAGGAACCUUUCUUCUUCUGUUGGGCUUGUUACUCAGUGUUGGUGGUGUGGGCUCUUUCAUGAUCAAAAGGCAAAUAGAAAAGAAGGUCCAGUUGAAACCUGGUGGCUUGGUUUUCAAGGAAUGGAAACGUCCAUCCGUCCCCAUUUUCAUGCAGUACUUUGUGUUCAACUUGACAAACCCAGACGAGGUAUUUGCAGGAACCUCUAUCCCCAGUGUAACACAGAUGGGACCUUAUUCAUACAGAGAAAUCAGGUCAAAUGACGUGGCCAACUGGACUAAGGAUGAUAGUGUUGUAACAUUCAUGCCAAACAGAACAUACAUUUUUGAUCCUGAUACCUCUUGUGCUGGCUGCAAUGAUAAGGAUGACACUUUUGUUACUGUUAACAUUCCACUAUUAGCCGUUGCUUUGUGGAUAAGAAAUACCAACUAUAGAGAGGAGCAAAAAGACUGUUUUGAUUUCAUACAGAUAGCAGCUAAUGAAGAUGGUGUCAAACUGUUUCAAAGAAAGUCAGUUUUUGAAUUGCUCUGGGGAUAUAAUGACACAUUUCUGGCAGAUUUAGUUGAUGCAAGUAAGCUACCUCCUCCAUUUCCACAAUGUCCAGGUCCUGAAGGAGGAUUGACAGACUUUGUUCAAUUGCAGUACAAUAACACAUAUUACGGCAUUAGUGCUGUUAAUACUGGACAAUCUGACAUCAGCAGACUUGAACAGUUUACCAUGUGGAGAGGACAAACCCAUUUAUCAUGGUGGAGUGACGAAUAUGCAAACAUGAUCAAUGGAACAGAUGGUACACAGUUCUCACCAGAUGUUAGUAAAGACGACAUAUUGUACAUUUUCUCGCCAGAUAUUUGUAGAUCUGGUUAUUUACGGUACGAUUCUGAAGUAACUGAGAAGCGCAUCAAACUGUAUCGUUUCACUAUCCCAGAGGAAAUGUACCUAAGCGGUGACGUAUACUCCCCCAAUAAAGGCUUCUGUGUCUCCCCCGGGUGCUUGCCAACUGGCUUGCUAAAUGUCAGCCUUUGUCAGCCAAUGAAUCCCCCUGUGGUAAUGUCACCUCCACACUUCUAUCAAAGCAACAAGUCUCUUUUGGAAACAGUCAACGGACUUCACCCGAUGAAAAGUGCCCACCAAACAUUACUUGACGUUGAACCAUUAACUGGCAUUGUGAUGCGUGCUGCUAAGAGACUUCAGGUCAACAUUGCUUUGGAGCCGGUGGACACUUUUAAUCAAACCAGUGGGAAAUUUAAACCAGUAUUUCUGCCUGUUAUGUUUGCCAACGAGAGUGCACUGAUCACGGACCAAAAGGCUGCAGAAUUCCGCCACCAAGUGUACCUUCCUAUCAAGUUAACAGAAGUAGUCCAGUAUGUUCUGAUCGCGUUGGGCAGCCUGUUCUUGAUUGAAGCGUUUGCGCUGCUGUUGCCUCCUAACAAGAUAACUAAAAUGUGCUGUGGUAGCGAGGAUGACAGAGACGAUGCCGAGAAAAAACCACUUGUGUAUAAGAGGUAACCCUUACAAAGGUCUAUUUUACUAGUUAGAAGAGCUGUGGUACUCAAAAACCCUACAGACUGAUAAAGCAGAAUACUGGAACACUGGCACAGGGAAUAACCGUAUCUGUAUUCGAAACUGCGAUCAAGAACAUUUACACAAAUGUAGCGUCCAGCCAAGAGAAGAUGAGGAGUAAGACAGUUUCAGGUAUUCCGCUACUGAAAGAGGCCUUUUUGUGACGUAAUCCCUGUCAAGUUAUUUUUAGGUCAUUCUCAGUUUCAGAAAUCCUCGGAGGGUUUAGAAAUAGCCAAUCCUGUGACAGAAAUUUUACUCACGUGACAGCCUAAGAGGCUUCACACACUCUGUAAUCAACGUUCGUGAUCCGCGGGAGAACUGGAAACCAUAUCUAAAAAUAACUUGAGGGACUACCCAGAGAGUAGGACCUGUAUCUUACCCUUCAUUUUCUCUUAGUAAUACUUAUUAUGGGCUACAAAGUUGUUCUUACUUUUGUUUUAAUAUAUACCAGCUGGGUACGAAGUGUAAUAUAGAGAUUUUAGUUUCGAUUUUUGAGUUUGUAAUCAAAAGGAACGGAUUAUAACUGCAUGUUCACAUCGUAGAUAGCAACUACAUUGUACAGUCAGUUCUGCAAUUCUUACAUUUUUUUGAAGAUUGAAUACAGAGAAAACGCAUUCGCUAUUAUGCAGAAUCAUCGCUAUCAGCAACGUCUAGUAUUUAAAGACAUUUUGAUAUAUUUUCGAAGGAAAUACUUUUAAAAAAAUAGCAAUAAAAAUGACAACAGUAGCAAAACAUACAGCGUUAGAUAUUAUCUUUGUUUUGGUAGUUCAGGUCUUCUAUUUAGAUUGAUUUUCAAAUUAUUCCUCGGAAUGUAAGGUGGUUUUGAGCUGUGCUAUUUAUCCAAGAUUUUAUUUUUGACAAGCUGAUCGAAAGCACGACUUUCCUUUAGCUAUAUUAUUAAUAAGUCGGAAUAAAGGUUUGUAAAAACCUUGUAGUUUGACAGUUUAUGCAUCAAAUGUUCAGUUAAAUAAAUUAUAGAAAACGCCAUACAUAUGGAUGUGUACUAGUAUUUUUUUUAGAAUAAAAGCGUUUUCUUGAAGAGUUAUGCCUUAGUUGUAAGGUAACAAGCCGAAAUUCAAAACAUCGGUGCUGCCUCCCCCCCGCCCCCUUUUUUUCUCUUUUCUUUUGGUCGUAUAUGACUUGCGAUAACGCUUAGUUUUAGUUUUUUCAUGAUUCGUUCUCGGGCA
Molecule: messenger RNA, 3030 nt
Organism: Orbicella faveolata
Lineage: Eukaryota; Metazoa; Cnidaria; Anthozoa; Scleractinia; Merulinidae
Product: lysosome membrane protein 2-like
Cellular component (GO): cytoplasm; membrane
Molecular function (GO): scavenger receptor activity
Source: RefSeq, a predicted model, not a curated record